AUGGAGUUGUUUCCUGGUGAAUGGAACACUGUAGAUUCCUCAAUUGGUCAAUUGAUCUGUGGAUUUGCGUGCGACUCAGAUGACUUUCGCUACUCAAUAUACUUGUCUGAUUUGGAUAUUUGUUACUACGAGACCCUAGAUAAGGAGCAAAUUGUUGCUCGGGCCAAGAGUGAAGGAAUUGAAGACUUGAAAGAUGCCGAUAUAAGGUUUUUGCUUUCUGGGUGCAAACAAAGUGUGGAUAAGGAAGAUUUGAAAGUUGAGGUUGGUGCGCAAGAGUUGGUAGUUGUCGUUUCGAAUCCUGUGGAAUGGAAGUUUCGACUCAGGAAAGCUUCCGUUGAAGAGAAUGCUGCAUUUUUCAAGAAACUCAAUCGCCAACAUUUUCAGAAAGAGGGUCUCUUACUACACCGCAUCGAGAAACUACAUCAAUUGCUCGCUGGUCGUGAUUACUAUAUUAUGUUCUUGAGCCAAAACCUUAAAUCUAUAAAUGGUGACGAAGUUCUUCGAAAGUUUGAGCGGAAUUUCAAAGAACAGAGCGAACUCUUGCAGUUGAAGAAGGACGAUUGGCAAAAAUGGUCCGAAGAAUCGUAUCAGGGCAAAGAUGUAUGGAAUGAUAUCAAGCGAAUCACUAGGUCGCCAACCACAUCGAAGCAGACGGAUACUAUGGUCAAAGUAGAACCACAAUCUCCUUCACCGGUGCCAAGAAUUAAGCAGGAAACUUCAUCUUCAGUGGAACUGUCUCCGAUAAAAAAGGCAAGGUCCAUCAAAAAGCUAGGCACAUUCAAUCUCAAACGAGAAAGAAGUGCCGAUGCUGAUGAACUAACUUCUAAAGAGCCGUCUCCUAAGAAGUUUGUCAAACGUCUUGGACAGGUGUCUAAGCGCAAGAAAACCUAA
Messenger RNA from Meyerozyma guilliermondii ATCC 6260, 891 nucleotides. RefSeq lists its product as uncharacterized. Gene Ontology annotation, cellular component: nucleus. Gene Ontology annotation, biological process: double-strand break repair. Bases 1 to 891 code for a protein of 296 amino acids. NCBI's taxonomy places the organism in Eukaryota, Fungi, Ascomycota, Pichiomycetes, Serinales, Debaryomycetaceae. The transcript has a single exon. The record is from RefSeq and is a predicted model, not a curated record.